Molecule: messenger RNA, 7774 nt
Organism: Prionailurus viverrinus (fishing cat)
Lineage: Eukaryota; Metazoa; Chordata; Mammalia; Carnivora; Felidae
Gene: NHSL1
Product: NHS like 1
Exons: 8
Coding region: 734-5605 (1623 amino acids)
Biological process (GO): cell differentiation
Source: RefSeq, a predicted model, not a curated record
UCAGUGUCCGGGAAGCCUAUCGCCUUUCCCAGGAGCGCUUACUCUGUGAUCCAAGCAAUAGCCACGCAGCCUGGUUUAUUGUUUGUGGAGUCCUGUGGAUCCUGAGCGGUUCACGGACGGGGAGAGAGGGCAAGUGGGCGCUGUAUGAUUCGGUGCUGCGCUGCGACAAGGGAGCCGAACUCUUUGAUUUCUCCUGGGACACCUGUGUGGGCGAAGUUUGAACGGGGCGCCCGGGUUGACCCCCGAACCUCGUUCUCCAGCCCGAGGAGCUCCCUCCGUCUGCAGCAGACGGCUGCUCCCUGCCCGUGUGGGGAAGGAUGCCUGGGAGAGGAGCAGGAUUACAGUAUGGGAUGCUAGGCAUCCACCAAAGAAUCGGAGUGCCUUGGUUCCGUUCUCCAAGUCCUGACAAGUGUUCCUGAAAUGAACGCGUUGCUUCAUUUUUAAAGUUACACCAAACCAAGUGCCGCAAUGUGGCUAGGAUAACAAACAACAAAAAAAGAAUUUUGUUUUCUUUCUUUUCUUUUUGUUUCCUAACCCCUCAUUUUCCUUUUCUUUGUAAUUGGGUGACCUAGGAGCAAGCAGUCUUGCCGCAUCACGCCGUGCCUGACUCCCAGCGCUGUCUGAAUUAGUGGGAAGGAGCAGGUUCGUUUAAAGGACAUGGAACACUUGUAAAACCCAGCGUCUGGUUUGCGGGGCUGUCCUUUGUCUGUAGUCGAGCUUGGUGUGCAAGAAGAUGAAAAAGGAAGGCUCUUCAGGUUCUUUCAGACUCAAGUCAAAUUCAGGGUCUCUCUCACGUGCUGUGAGUUGGAUAAAUUUCUCCUCCUUGUCCAGGCAGACAAAGAGGCUGUUCCGCAGUGAUGGAGAGCUCUCGGUUUGUGGGCAGCAGGUGGAAGCAGAUGAUGAAAACUGGAAUUACAGAACCCAGCCCCGAAAAGCUGUUUCCAACCUAGAUGAGGAGAGUAGAUGGACAGUCCACUACACGGCCCCAUGGCACCAGCAGGAGAAUGUGUUCCUUCCCGCCACGAGACCGCCCUGUGUGGAGGACCUGCACCGCCAGGCCAAGCUCAACCUCAAAUCAGUAUUGAGGGAAUGUGAUAAGCUGAGGCGGGAUGGCUACCGAAGUUCACAGUACUACUCCCAGGGGCCGACCUUUGCAGCCAGUACCAACCCCCUCUGCGAUGAUUAUCAAAACGAAGAUGAAGAAACAGAUCAAAAGUGUUCUAUUUCUUCAUCAGAAGAGGAAAGACUUAUUUCCAUCAGGAGACCUAACACGCCAACCUCAAGUGACUUCUCUGACCUUCAUACUCAAACGAACUGGACCAAGUCACUUCCUUUGCCAACGCCAGAAGAGAAGAUGCGACAGCAAGCCCAAACAAUCCAGGCUGAUGUGGUUCCCAUUAAUAUAACUGGGGAGAAUUUCGAUCGCCAGGCCAGCCUUCGGCGGUCUCUAAUUUACACAGACACUCUGGUAAGACGACCGAAGAAAGUCAAAAGGAGAAAGACUAUUACAGGAGUCCCUGACAACAUACAGAAGGAGCUAGCAUCAGGCACCGGCCAGGAUGAGGUCGGUGCUCACUCAGUGUAUACCCCAGACCACUACUCCACACUAGGAAGGCUUGACAGCUCUCGGGCUGCUGGGCAGCGCUCAGAAACCAGGGACUCCAGCUGUCAGACCGAGGAAGUGAAAGUUGUACCACCUUCCAUGAGAAGAAUCAGGGCACAGAAGGGGCAAGGCAUCGCUGCCCAGAUGAGCCACUUCUCAGGCUCCUCUGGGAACAUGUCUGUGCUGAGCGAUUCCGCGGGUAUCGUGUUCCCUUCCCGCCUCCACAGUGAUGCUGGUUUCCACAGCCUUCCACGUUCUGGAGCAAGGGCAAACAUCCAGUCCCUCGAGCCACGGCUGGGUCCCCUGGGCCCUGCGGAAGACCUGGAUGGCGUGCGCCCCUACCAGAGCGGGAACCCACAAGUAGAUGAAAACCUAGGACACUUAGGAGGUGCCUCGAGGACCGGAACACUUUUGAGGCCCAAGUCCCAGGAGCUGAGGCACUUUGAGAACGUGAUUAGCCCAGCCUGCGUGGUUUCUCCUCACGCAACCUAUUCCACCAGCAUCAUCCCAAACGCCACGCUCUCGUCCUCUCCGGAGGUCAUUAUUAUUCACGCUGCUCACAGUCCAGGACAGCUGGACGGUAAAAUUACCAGCUCCUGUUCAUACCUGAAGGCAAAAUCCAGAGAGCACCUCCUGUCCAGGCAUGCUAGUAAAGAGGGCCAUCAGUCUCACGGCGGUCACUGGACUGAGGGUCACCCCACUGUUCUUUCCCAGGCCCUAGAUCCCCGUCCCCCCAGUGCAGCCAUGCUGUCCUCCCUCUGUGAUUCAGCGGUCUCUCUAAAUACUCCAGCUAGUCGGGAGAAUGGAUCCCAAGCCAUGACCUACGACUGUAAAAACAACCUGGGCUUUCCAGCGCACGCCCAGGAUGUGGAUGGCAAAAGCGAGUCCAGUUUUUCCGAGGGCGGGGGGCACGGCAGCUCGGAGCCCUGGGAAUACGGCGCCGCAGGUAACGGACGGGCAUCCCCACUGAAGGCACGUGCGGCAACUCCCGGCUUCUCCACUCCCGGAAGUAACAUGAGCAGCUGCAGUUUGGAUCAAACGUCGACCAAAGAUGAUGCCAGGUCCCUGUAUUCAGAGGAGCACGAUGGCUUCUACGCAUCUAUGCACCCCGACCCCGGACACGGAUCUGGAAACCUGUGCAAUAGCAGCGAUGGCUUCGGGAACCCCAGGCACAGUGUGGUCAAUGUUUUUGAUGGGCGAGCUCGGAAGAGCCAAGGGGACCGGCCGCGUGACCAUGACAAGUCCCUUUCGCGUAACAUCUCUUUGAAGAAAGCGAAGAAGCCGCCCCUGCCACCCUCCCGGACGGACUCCCUGCGCAGGGUUCCCAAGAAGGGCGUGCAGGCCAACGGACAGGCGCUGAACGAGAGCCUGAUCGCCUCGCUCCAGCACUCGCUGCAGCUGAACCUCCCGGGCAAGGCCAGGGGCGGCAGCUCGCCCUCGCAGAGCCCCUGCAGCGACUGUGAAGAGCCCUGGCUGUCCCGCUCCCGCAGCCAGAGCACGGUGAGCGCGGGCAGCAGCAUGACCUCGGCCACCGCCCCCAACGUGUACUCCCUGUGCGGGGCCACGCCGUCGCAGAGCGACACGAGCAGCGUCAAGUCCGAGUACGCGGACCCCUGGGGGUACUACAUUGACUACACGGGCGCGCAGGAAGACCCCGGGAUCCCCGGCGGGGGCUGCCCCGGCGGCAGCGGGGCGCCGGCCGGAGACGGGCCAGCCUGCCAGGUCCAGGAGGGCUCCGGGACCGCGAUGCCCCAGGUGCCCGGUGGCGCCGUCAAACCAAAGGUCACGUCACCGGAGAAGUCCCACAGAGUCACUUCUCCAUCCAGUGGGUAUUCCAGCCAGUCGAAUACACCCACAGCGCUCACCCCUGUGCCUGUGUUUUUAAAAUCCGCGUCACCAGCAAACGGGAAGGGGAAGACCAAGCCCAAGGUGCCAGAGAGGAAGUCCUCCCUGGUAUCUUCAGUGUCCGUCUCUUCGUCGUCCACCUCCCUGUCUUCCAACACUUCCACGGAAGGAAGCGGGACGAUGAAGAAGCUGGAUUCUGCGCUGGCCUCUCCCCUUGCUGCCGUUCCUCUUCCCCCUCCCCCGCCUUUAGUAGACUCCCCCGAGGGCUCUCUGCCUCAGUCUCCCCUUUUCCCCCCUCCACCACCGGAAGCUCUCACUCCCUUCUGUCCCCUCCCUGGCCAGGGCUUUCCCCCUCCCCCCAGGGCACUUAGCCCCCUUCCUCUGGGUGCCUCGGCUUCCCUGCCGCCUCCCCCUGCCUCGGUACCCUCCUCAGCUCCCCCGCCUGCCCCACCCCUUGACCCCAAAUUGAUGAAAGAUGCCAGGCCGUCUUUCAAAAAAUCUGGCCAGCCCGAGUGCUCCUGGGAGGCCGUUAGGCAGCCCGCUAGCAAAGAGGAGGGCACGAGACCCCCCAUGCCCCUGAUAACCACUGAAGCAUUGCAGAUGGUACAGUUGAGGCCCGUGAAAAAGAACUCAGGAUCGGAGCAAGCACUGUUAUAUGAACAAGUAUCUCAGGAAACACUAACUCCGGUUGUUCCCCAGUAUCAUUUAAAGCCAUCUGCUUUCCUGAAAUCCCGAAAUAGCAUAAAUGAAAUGGAGAGUGAAAGCCAGACUGCCUCUGUGACAGGCUCGCCGCCGACUCCUGCCAAGAGCUUGAGUCAGGGUCACCAGGACGGUGCAGCUGAGCGUGGCCUCCUGAGCCGCAGCCCGGGCCGCGCCGCGGAGCCAGAGGCCGGGGCCGCCCCGCUCCAGGAGCCCCCCGGCCCGUCCCCAGGCAGGAAGCCACCCCCCAUUUCCAAGAAGCCCAAACUGUUCCUUGUGGUGCCACCUCCGCAGAGAGAUUUCACAGCGGAGCCCGCGGAGAACGUGAGCGGAGCAUCUCCCAGCCCCACGAGGGGAGAGGCAGCCGAGACUUGUAGAGCCGGGGCCGGUCCAGACGAGACCGGUCCUGGCGGCUCGGAUCUCGAGGGAGGGGCUGCAGCUCCCGCUUCCCCCGGCAGAGUGAGAGCCAAUGUCCCCAUGGUGCAGCCCGAUGUCUCGCCAGCCGCCAAGCAGGAGGAGCCAGGUGCCGAGAACAGUGCAGACGGUGGAGGCAGCGCGGAGAGCUGCCUGUCUCUACAGGACGGAGGGCCCGGGGUGCCAGAGCCGGACACAGGGGCUGCUUCCUCGGAGGCCUGCGACUUCCUUAGGGAAGAAGGGAGUGAGGAGGUGAUGACCCCCAGCAGACCCCGGACCACAGAAGACCUUUUCGCAGCUAUUCACAGAUCCAAGAGGAAAGUCCUUGGCCGUAAAGAUUCAGAUGAUGAUCACUCCCGAAACCAUUCUCCCUCCCCGCCAGUGACACCCACUGGUGCUGCCCCCAGCCUGGCCUCCCCGAAGCAAGUGGGGUCAAUUCAGAGAAGUGUCCGUAAAAGCAGCACCAGCAGUGACAACUUCAAGGCUCUGCUGCUAAAAAAGGGGAGUCGGGCAGACACCAGUGCCCGCAUGUCUGCAGCCGAGAUGCUGAAGAACACAGACCCUAGAUUCCAGAGAUCAAGGUCAGAGCCUUCGCCAGACGCCCCCGAGAGCCCGUCAAGCUGUUCCCCAAGCAAGAACAGGCGGGCCCAGGAGGAGUGGGCCAAGAACGAAGGUUUGAUGCCUCGGAGUCUGUCCUUUUCCGGCCCCCGGUACGGCCGCAGCCGAACCCCGCCUUCUGCGGCCAGCAGCAGAUACAGCGUGCGGAACCGGAUCCAGAGCAGCCCCAUGACCGUCAUCUCGGAAGGCGAAGGGGAAGCCUUGGAGCCUGUAGACAACCGGGCUCGCCGGGCCCCGGGUGCUGCGAGGGGAUGCUCCCUGGAUGGACCGGUGGAGGAUGAAACGGACAAGGGCAGCCUGCUCUGUGGCGGGGAGCCCGCCGCCUCGCCGCAGGCACAGGGUCCCGGCCCCGCCAACGGGACAGUCACGGCGGAGCGCACGGGUCCAUCAGAACGGUGUGGAGGUCCUCUGGGGGAGGAGAGCUAGGGACGAGAAUGUGAGUCUCCCAGGUAACGUGAGGGAGACGCACAACACCUCGCUCUAGGAAGUCUGACAGGUACCUUCCCUGCCUUGCCCGUGGAUCCCGCUCAGCGUUUGUGCUGUGGGCCCCGGGCGCUGCCAGCCCUACAGCGGAAGGGGGGUGUUAUUUAGGCCUCCCCUCGGCACUUGCCCUGUGGCCGAAAAGCAAGUAGAAGCUUAACUUCCAGAAGUGCUUCCUGGGGAAGAUUUCUUUUUUUAAUUCCUCCGCACGCCCCUUUUUUUUUUUUUUUUUUUUUUUUUGACUAAAUGCUGGGUGGGUGGGUGGGUGUGGAAGGGUGUGUGUGUGUGUGUGCAUUUUGAACCCUUUUGUGUUAAAACACACGCGUGCGUGCGCUCACACACACAUACACACGCGCACACACACACAAACAGCAUGUACAGAAAUAGAAGGAAAGAUGGGUGGAAACAUGGAAUCUUCUGGACUAGGUGGGAAUUGCUUGAAAAGUAUUCUGUUUGGGGAAACUAGUGAGUUUCUGAAGAAAGAGGGGAGAGAACCAUUCCUUCUAAGAAAGAGGGGGCAUAUUGGCUGGUGCUGCAGAGGACACGGGGUCCCGGCCCCGGCGUGCUUUCGAGGUGAGCUGUGUCGCGAUGAACCCAAAACGAUGGGAAAGGGCUAAAUGACUAAUGGGUUCAGGUACUUUUUCCUGGGGAAAAAAGGCUUGGUUUCGUGAACAUGACAAAUGUGGGGAAGUGGCAGGGCAGUCACUUGGAGCCUGCUCCGCUGCGGCCACAGACACACGCCUUCUGGCCUGAGUUUUAGACACGUGGGCAGUCUUUUCAUGACUUUCCUCCUUGAGUAGCGGCCGAGGCCUUCCUUGAGAACGAAGAUGACCGCGUACGCGCACAGAGAGGGUGAGAGGGGACAGAAGGGAAGAGGGGCAAGUGAUAAAACGCUGCUGGAAGCUGUUUCCUGCUUAUGAAAUAAACUUAUUUUUCAGAAUUCCACUUGAAGACUUGCACUACAGAACUAUGGGUGGAGAUUUUCCUUUUACGGCCGUUUUUACCAGAGUGUAAACUCGCAUUUGGCAAUUUCUUAUCGCUUGACAUGUCAACAUUUGCUGACUUUUUUGGAUAUCCUUUUGGUGACACCAAAGAUAUAGGUAUGGCUAUUUUUCCUUGACCUGCCUACAUACAGUACCAUGGCCCCAUUUAGAAAGGUUUAUCAGAAUCUAUUCUAUAUUCUCAUACUUUGAAGAAAAUGCUGAAUACCUCUUGUUAGUCAAAUACACUAAUAAAAAUUGGCAGGGCUUGGCUAUUAAUUAACCCUGGGAAAUGAGAUUUUAGAUUAAAAAGAUUUUUUGCAUCAUUUGGUUUGUGAGUUUUUAUAUUUUUUAUAAGCAAUUGAGUUGGCUAAUUACCUUCUAAUCUUCUCCAGCUAGAAUUUUUAAUACUUAUAGGCGUGGGAGAAAAGUGUGUAAAGUAUUUAUUUUUACGUCCUACUCUUGUGCCCCGCCCCCCCGCCCCCAUUCCCUCCCAACUGCCGUGUACCUGGACUCCUCUAUUUGUUGGUUACAUGAAACAAGCCUUGUCGCCCUCAUUAGAAGGACUUGGGACGACAACACGGAGAUCCUUGGCCCGUGUGCAGUACGGCUACCAGCGGUCAUCUCUUUCAGCAUAAAAACGUCAUCUAAACGUUGGACCGCACGGGCCAGACUAUCAAAAGGUUUAUUACACAUCACAACCGUAGACCCCCAUUUUAGACACGGCUUUGAGACAAAAACAAACCUAAGGAAUGAAGGCUUCUUCCAUCCUCUGAAGAAAACAAAACCCUUCUUUUCACACAGCCCGCAAUGAAGAUCUGAUGUUUGGCCAAAGGCUAACGGGCUUUUCACCAUUUGGAGCUACCGUCUGCCGUGCUGGGCCCGAGGAUCUCCUCGUCUGCAUUUUAGAAAAGUGGUGUUGGCUUCUGAAUAUGAAACCUCCUCGCUCCCUAAGCCCGAUUAGAAUGUACGUGAAUAUCAGACAACUUUAACUUAAUAUAUAAAUCAUUUAUGUCGAAGGUAAAGUAAAACAACAUCACCACUAAUUAUAAAACUAUUUUAAAAAUCCCCGUUUUUAAAGAAAAAGGAUACUAGGUUUGAAAAUUUGCUUUGAAUAAAACAAUUGUAAAGGAAA